Molecule: messenger RNA, 1353 nt
Organism: Chenopodium quinoa (quinoa)
Lineage: Eukaryota; Viridiplantae; Streptophyta; Magnoliopsida; Caryophyllales; Amaranthaceae
Product: ATP-dependent DNA helicase PIF1-like
Exons: 1
Coding region: 1-1353 (450 amino acids)
Biological process (GO): DNA repair; telomere maintenance
Molecular function (GO): DNA helicase activity
Source: RefSeq, a predicted model, not a curated record
AUGGAAGCUAUAGAUGGAGAUAAAAAUCAAAUUUUCUUCGUAGAUGGUCCAGGUGGUACAGGUAAGACCUUCUUAUAUCGUGCCAUUCUUGCAACUGUUAAGCUUAGAGGGAAAUUUGGUCUUGCUGUAGCUAGCUCAGGUAUUGCUGCCACGUUAUUACAUCGAGGUAAAACAACUCAUAAAACUUUGGGGAUUCCAGUAACAUUGCAUGCUUCAUCAACGUGGAAAUUUAGCAAACAAGAUGUUGAACCACAAUCGGUAAAGCAUGCAGCUGUUAUUAUAUGGGAUGAAGCUACUAUGACUCACCGACAUGCAUAUAAGGCUGUAGGUCGCAGCUUGAGAGAUCUAAUGGAGGUUGACUUUCCGUUUGGUGGCAAGGUUGUAGUAUUUGGUGGAGAUUUUAGGCAAAUUCUUCCAGUUGUGACUAAAGGAACAAAAGCUCAAACCAUUGAUGCAUGUUUAGUUAAAUCAACACUUUGGAGGCAUGUUCAACAACUUCACCUCACUCAAAAUAUGAGAUCCAGACAUGAUGCAGAAUUUGCAGCAUUUCUUUUAAGAGUUGGUGAUGGAAGGGAGCCUGUAGUUAAUGAAGACAUGAUUAAAUUACCAUCUUCAUUAUGCAUCCCAAAUGGCAACCAGAACUUGAUUGAUAACUUAAUCCAUCAGGUAUUCCCAAACUUACCUGAACAUGAAGGGGAUGUGACAUAUAUGGUAGAGAGGGCUAUAAUAACUCCGACAAAUGAUGAGGUUGAUAUGCUCAAUGAGAAGAUACUAAAUGAUUUUGUCGGAGGUGAAAAAAUAUAUUAUUCCUUUGACUCCGUGCCAGAAGACCGUCAAAAUCUUUACCAACAAGAGUUCUUAAAUUCAUUGUCAUUUGGUGGUUUGCCACCACAUCUUUUGAGGUUGAAAGUUGGAUCACCCAUAAUGCUUUUGCGAAAUAUUGAUACAAGUAGCGGCCUAUGCAACAGGACAAGGUUAAUAUGUUGUCAAUUAAUGAAUCAUGUUAUAGAGGCUGAAAUCAUGACUGGACAUUGCAAAGGUACACGGGUAUUCAUUCCACGCAUUCCUUUAAUAACAGCUGAAGAUGCAAAGUUACCAUUUGAAAUGAUUCGAAAACAAUUUCCAGUGAAAUUGUGCUUUGCCUUGACCCAAGGUCAAACCAUUCCUCAUGUUGGUAUUUAUCUUCCCACACACGUUUUUAGUCAUGGCCAAUUGUAUGUUGCACUAUCAAGAGGGACUUCCCAACAAACGACCAAGAUCUUGGUUACUAAUGACAACAUUCAAGGAAAAGAUUAUGGUGUGUUCACUAAAAACGUUAUUUAUAAAGAAGUUCUCCUGCCUCAUUUUACUUAG